Messenger RNA from Nomia melanderi (Alkali bee), 645 nucleotides. RefSeq lists its product as uncharacterized. The record is from RefSeq and is a predicted model, not a curated record. Lineage: Eukaryota; Metazoa; Arthropoda; Insecta; Hymenoptera; Halictidae.
AACCGUACAAAAUGUCUUGUUCGAUUUUCAUUCUCUUCGCGGCCCUGGCACUGCUUCAGGCCGCUUCUGCCAUCGACGUUUCCAAGUACAAGAACGUACGCCUGGAUUUUGGCGACAAUGACAUUGUGCCGAAAACAAAACUGCUUGGCGCUGGAGAAGAACGCGUGCCGGCAUUCAUUGGAGAUUUAACGCUUGGCCAACGGUAUGCAGACGAAACUGUUUUCCAACGAAUUGUUGAAUUCGAGAAUCCCACGAACACGGUUCAGUCUACCACGUUCAACCUCUCCGUUUCCAGUGGUGUGAUACACUACGUCAGCGCGAAGAAUUCCCAAGGUAGUUACAGCGUAAUUUGUGGCCCAUCCAACCUGGGGACGCCCCAGACGAGCAUCAACGUGCGAGUACCACCUACUUCGACAACUGUGAUAAGAAUGACCAUUGCGGCGCACAGUCAAUUUUUACGUUCUAAGUAAAUUCCUCACUACACGAACUUAAUUAAACUGACUUAGAUGGCGUUGUUGAUUAGGAUUAUACGAAAAGAAAUGAUCAAUUUAGAAUGUACUUUUAAUGUAAAAUAUAUAUUGAAAUCUUUAAACGGUUGAAAAAUAUUCUGUAAGCGCAAUAUAAAAUGCAAUAAACGAAAUACUU